This is a messenger RNA of Etheostoma spectabile (orangethroat darter), 1806 nucleotides long. It is a transcript of the gene sgf29, whose product is annotated as SAGA complex associated factor 29. Gene Ontology annotation, cellular component: SAGA complex. The record is from RefSeq and is a predicted model, not a curated record. NCBI's taxonomy places the organism in Eukaryota, Metazoa, Chordata, Actinopteri, Perciformes, Percidae.
UCCGGCCAGCAGGCGGCGCUGUGUGACGCUGGUUUCUCUCACCGAGUAAGAGGGAAAAAGAAGCUAAUCUGUGUAGUUAGCUAGCAAGUCGGCAGUAAAUAAACAGGAAAACUAACACGGGGACCGACAUGUCAGCUGAUACCAAGAUUGCCGAGCUGCUUACCGAGCUCCACCAGCUCAUCAAACAGACCCAGGAGGAGAGGUCACGCAGCGAGCACAAUCUUCUCAACAUUCAGAAAACACACGAGAGGAUGCAGACGGAAAACAAAACUUCUCCGUACUACCGGACCAAGCUGAGGGGACUGUACACCACGGCCAAAGCCGACGCCGAGGCGGAGUGCAGCAUCCUGCGUCACGCGCUGGAUAAAAUCGCAGAGAUCAAGUCUUUGUUGGAGGAGAGGAGAAUAGCUGCUAAGAUGGCGGGGGUCUACAGCGACAGCGACCCCCCCAGGAAGACGAUGAGGCGAGGCGUGCUGAUGACGCUCCUCCAGCAGUCGGCCAUGACGCUCCCGCUGUGGAUCGGCAAGCCGGGGGAGAGCCCCCCCCCUCUGUGCGGGGCGACCCCCGCCAGCAGCGACUACGUGGCCAAGCAGGGCGACAAGGUGGCGGCGAGGGUGAAGGCCGUGGACGGAGACGAGCAGUGGAUCCUGGCCGAGGUGGUCAGCUACAACCACUCCACCAACAAGUACGAAGUGGACGACAUUGAUGAAGAGGGAAAGAGAGAGACACACUCUGAGCAACGGCGGAUCAUCCCUCUGCCUCAGUGGAAGGCCAACCCCGAGACGGACCCGGAGGCCCUGUUCGCAAGACCGCUGGUGCUGGCCCUCUACCCCCAGACCACCUGCUUCUACCGGGCCCUGAUCCACACGCCCCCACACCGGCCUCAGGACGACUACUCGGUGCUGUUUGAGGACACGUCGUACGCCGACGGUUACUCCCCCCCGCUCAACGUGGCCCAGCGAUACGUGGUCGCCUGCAAAGAGAACAAGAAGAAGUGAGAGGACGCUGGGGGACGGCAGGACGCCAGGGGACGCCGGGGGACGGACAUGGAGCCUGUUUGGGAGCGUUUUCAUGUUGCACUGAUUUCCAUUCUUGUGAAGAUUAGUUCUUGUUUUUGUUUCUAAUCAUUUGUAUUUUGAACCUGAACAGACUUUUUUAUACUUAGCAUCUCUUCAGUGAGACUGGUGUCACUGGCCAAUGGGAGGAGAGCGCAGGUUUGAGUCACGCAUGCGUCACGUCGCGACAAGUAGUCUAUGUAUAGCAUAUAAGAUGCUAACGAGAUGCUAACGAGAGACUUCUGUAGUGUCAACACAGUAAAAAUGGACCUACUUAACCAAGUUGGUUCACUGCUAGCUUAGCUACAAGUUAGCAUCAAACACAACAAAGGCAGUCAGUUGAAUGGUGUUUUGAGCUAACGUUAGCAUCAAACAACCAUAGAUAGGUAGCUAAAGCGUUUUAAAAAUUAUUUCCAUCGUCUGUUAUUGUUUGUAAUGACAAGUUUAUAAUUUCAUGGAGUUCAUAUUUCAGUAUGACAGUUAUGUCGUAAACCGUUUACUUCUGAGCGUGCUCGACUGAAGUUUGCUCUCUCCUCCCAUUGGGCAGCGACGCUGUUUUUGUCACCUGAACGCCUCAUGGGGGGGGGGGAAUAGUUUUUGUGAUUGUGUCCCAAUUUUUGACUGCAGACUGAUUGGGGGGAGUCGUGUUCAGAGGGAACGGGGCCACAAUAAACACACAGAGUGCUGUUGAUGUACAUUUGUGUCCCAUGAUGCAUUGCAAAAAAGGAAACUGUAGGGGCUGCUCACAGCU